Molecule: messenger RNA, 566 nt
Organism: Perca flavescens (yellow perch)
Lineage: Eukaryota; Metazoa; Chordata; Actinopteri; Perciformes; Percidae
Product: C-C motif chemokine 26
Exons: 4
Coding region: 19-420 (133 amino acids)
Biological process (GO): immune response
Cellular component (GO): extracellular region
Molecular function (GO): chemokine activity
Source: RefSeq, a predicted model, not a curated record
GUUCUCCACAUUGGUAACAUGGCUCCCAGAGGGAUGAUCGCCGUGACAACUGUUCUCCUCUGCUUCAUACUGGGCCUGCUCGGUCCGACUCCAGCUGCCCUGGGUUCCCAUAUGGGCAAAGCCUGUUGUACGAGAUACAAUAGAAAGCCAGUACCCUUCCAGCGUAUAAAGGGCUACAGAGAACAAACCACCAAGGAGAACUGCCACAUCGAGGCCAUCAUUUUCUACACUGUUAAGAAGAAUGAGGUAUGUGCUACACGGAGGGAUGAGUGGGUGAGGAAAACUCUGGAACAACUCAGUUCCAAACUAAGGAAGAUGUCCAGGACCGACUCUGCUGCAGGUGAGAGCAACAGAGAAGCAGAUGGACCUUUCGUCAGUACCACAGAAGCCUUCCGGAACAGCACCGAAGCUUUCUAUUAGCAAAAACCAGGUUGUGAUCUCAAAGGAGAUGUCUGGAAUGAAAUCAUUUGUGUUAUAGAAAUGCCAAUUUGAGGUAACAUUUGAGAGGAAUUGAACCUAGUAUAAUCCAGUCAUGUUUGGGGAUAUUUACUCUAAAAAAAAAAAAA